Molecule: messenger RNA, 2340 nt
Organism: Ylistrum balloti
Lineage: Eukaryota; Metazoa; Mollusca; Bivalvia; Pectinida; Pectinidae
Product: zinc finger protein 431-like
Exons: 2
Coding region: 1-2340 (779 amino acids)
Biological process (GO): regulation of DNA-templated transcription
Molecular function (GO): DNA-binding transcription factor activity, RNA polymerase II-specific; RNA polymerase II cis-regulatory region sequence-specific DNA binding
Source: RefSeq, a predicted model, not a curated record
AUGACACCUACAGCAAUGGAAUCAAGCAUAUUGAAAUGUGAAACAGACUAUAGCGACUCGUCUUGUCUAGAGGUACAAAGCACAGCACAUACAGGACUGGAACCAAACUUGCCGAAAUGUGAAACAGACUUUAAUGACUUGUCUCAGCUAGAAGUACAAAGCACAGCACAUACAGGACUGGGACCAAACAUGUUGAAAAGUGAAACAGACUCUUAUGACUUGUCUCAGCAAGAAGUACAAAGCAUAACACAUACAGGACUAGAGCCAAACUUGUCGAAAUGUGAAACAGACUCUAGUGACUUGUCUCGGUUAGAAGUACAAAGCACAACACAUGUAGGACUGGAGUCAAACUUGUUGAAAUGUGAAACAUUCUAUAGUGACUUGUCUCGGCUAGAAGUAUACACCAGAAUACAUUCCAAAAAAGACAAAAAUUAUGAUGACCUACAGAAUGACAAAAAGAAUCCGUUCAUGUGUGGUGUUUGUGGUGAAGAGUACCACAUCCUUAGUGAUUUACAAUUACACAUCAAAAUACACCAAAGUGAUACAGCACACACAUGUGAUGCUGACGAAGCAAAGACUGCUACAGAGGAGAUAAGACACCGAUGUGUUUUAUGUGGCGAGGGAUUUAGUCAAACACACAGCUUACAAAUGCACAUCAGAUCUCAUAUAGGAGAAAAACUAAUGAAAUAUGAUAUUUCUGGUAAAAUGUUCGUUCAAGCAUCUUGUGAAAAAACGGACAUGGGAACACAUAUCGAUACGGUCGAGAAGCCACACCAGCCUGAAGUGCACAAUUUGUCACAUUCUGGUGAAUAUAUAUACAAAUGUGACACUUGUGGUAUGAAAUUUCAACACAACUCUGACUUACAGGAGCAUUUAAAAAUACAUCCGGAGGAGAUAUCACAUGAAUGUGAUACAUGUGGCGUAAAACUUGCAAGCGCCUCUGCCUUACGAAAACAUAGAAAAUUACAUAAAAGGAAGGCGUCACACAAAUGUGAUGCAUGUAAUGAACAAUUUGAACGUGCAUCUGACUUAAAAAAGCACGUUAAAUUACAUACAGAGAAGGAACAAUACAAAUGUGAUACAUGCAGUGAAAAGUUUGAGUGUGCCUCUGACUUAAAAAAGCACGUUAAAUUACAUACAGAGAAGGAACAAUACAAAUGUGAUACAUGCAGUGAAAAGUUUGAGUGUGCCUCUGACUUACAAAAGCACGUUAAAUUACAUACAGAGAAGGAACAAUACAAAUGUGAUACAUGUGAUGAAAAAUUUGGAUGCAGGGCUGAAUUAGGAAAGCAUAUUAAGCUUCAUAAGGGUAAAAAACCAUACACAUGUGAUGUAUGUGGUCAAAUCUUUAAACGCAAUGCUGGAUUACAGAUACACAAGAGAACACACACGGGAGAAAAGCCAUUCAUGUGCGACUUUUGUGGAAAAGGAUUUAGUCAGGCACAAGGUUUACGAUCACACAUAACAACACAUACGGGAGACAAGCCAUACAAAUGUCAUGUCUGCAGUCAGUCAUUUAGUCAGUCAGCUGGAUUACGGGCUCAUUCAAGGUUGCAUACGGGAGAGAAGCCAUACAUGUGUAAAAUCUGCGGUAAAGAAUUUAGUCAGAUGAUCAGCUUUCAAAGACACCAUCGUACACAUACAGGUGAAAAACCAUACAAAUGCGAAAUAUGUGGAAAGAAGUUUAGUCAGAGUAAUAACCUACAGAGACACUUCAGAACACACACAGGUGACAGGCCAUACACAUGCCACGUGUGUGAUAAAAGUUUCAGCCGGUCUUCUUACCUACAAGCCCACAUGCGGACACAUACAGGCGAGGCUCCAUUCAAAUGUAACAUUUGCGGUAGGUUUUUUAAUCAUGAAUCUAACAUAAAACGACACUUGAAAACACAUAGAAACGGACAAGAAUUUAAAUGUGAUUCUACUACCGAAUUAGAGAAACACGCGGUGUCACAUACAGAUGGGAUGACUGACCCUCAGCUAUGUAUAAGGGCUGAGAUCACUGGAAAACUAAAUGACUGUGAAUAUGUUAGUGGAAACUCCAUUCAGAGGAUAGAAACGGAGACACAUACAAGACAAAAGUCAUAUAACAUUGGAGAGGAGCUCAGUGUGGAAACUAUAGAGAAGAAACAAACUGGGAUACAUCUAGAGGAAUUGACAUCUGAAGAUGAUUGUGGUCGAACUGGAGAGUUGUCUAACCAACAGAACAAUACCAACUCAUAUGGAAAUAUUCUAGAGAAACAAUUUGAAUGUGGGAUCUGUAAUAAGGAGUUUUACGAAAUUUCAAACCUACAAAAACACAUGAAAACACACACGGGGGAAAAGAUUAAUGAGUGUUGA